UCUGUUGCCGUCGGACAGCAAUCAAAUUCUCCCUACCCUUCUCCUGAUCAUCGGAAAAUUCACUGACGAUUAGCUACAAAAUUCGAUCAGUAUCCCUAACCCUAGAAAAAUUAGAAUGAUUUGAAGUUGCCCCCUUUUCACAACCCUAUCUAAUUUAUACUCUUAUAUAUAUAUUAUAUAUAUAUAUGUACAUGGCUGCUGAUAGCUCUCCUGAUUUCGACAGAACUGACAUCUCGCCAAUGGUGCCAAGUGAUGACGAUUCCAUGGUGAGCAAGAGAAAAGAAGUGGCAAGUAAUGAGCUUGAAUGGAGUAGGAGAAAGAAGAAGAAGAAACAAGGUGGUACUCCCCGUCCUGCUUGCUCUUGGGUGCAUUUUAGCCGCGAGUUCAUAAAGGAGUACAGUGCUUCCCAUCCUGAAUCCUCUGGUCUGAAAGUGGCGACGAAAGCAGCCUCGGCUGCUUGGAAAGUGAUGAGCCUUGAAGAGAAAGAAAAAUACACCAAGCGCGCUCGUGAAGUAUGGGAUGACUACUUGAGUUCCGCUCCUGCCCGUGAACCAAAACCACGAAAACAGGCCAACCUCGUCACGAGGUGCUCUCCUGGUCGUUUAGUGAAUGUGAUGAAACGAUUUACACCUGACCAGAAGGAAGCCGUGAAGAGCAUGGGAUUUGGUAGCCUCCUUGAUCUUAAAUGUAGAACUCUGCGCCGUAGUCUGUGCCUUUGGUUACUAGAGAGGUUUAACACCAUUAGGCGUAGCUUAGAGAUUUGUGGUAAACGCAUUCCCUUGUCUCCCCGUGAUGUGGAACUUGUUAUGGGCUUGCCAUCUAGUGGGAAGGAUAUUGUAAAUUCAGGGCCUGAUGACUUGGUAGCGGAUUUGCGUCGAAAGUACAAUGCAUCAAAUCGGGGAAUUUCUGUGCGUUUCUUGGAGGAGAGGUUGGGAGAACCAGAAGCAGGAGAUGACUUUAAAAGAGCAUUUCUCCUCUAUGUGUUGGGCACUCUUUUAUGCCCUACAGCAAGGCUAGACGUUAGCCCUUCGUUUCUCCACUUUUUGACAGAUAUGGAUUCCAUCCAUGAGUACAACUGGGCAAAAUUCUUGCUUGACAAGCUAGUUAGGGAGGUAGCUCGCUUUCGCCAAGGAAAACAACGAGCAGUUGGUGGUUGUCUUUUGUUUCUCCAGCUCUUUUACUAUGAGAGUGUUGCCAUUGGGGGACCUUGUGAGCUUGGUCCUGUUGUUAUUCCAUGCUUAUCCUUGUGGACAGAGGAAAAUAUUUCCGAGAGAGAGAAACAAGAGAAAGAGCUCGGUGGUUAUGGAUCUGGAGAGGUGAUUUGCAAGGAGAGGGGUCUUGGGUUGAGUUUGUUAGUUGAGAAGGCUCAUGUUGAUGUGCUCCCAUUGAGAGAGGUUGCUGUUAGAGCUGAUCGUAGCAUUCUGGCUCCACAGGAAGAAAACCUGGGAAGUGUGGCGAUCGCUUACAAGGAUGAAAGUACAAUGCCAACCAAGAUUGAAGGUUAUGGGUUCAAUAACACAAUAGAUUACUCAAACAUGAACGACCAUAAUGAUGUAAUGACAUAUGGUCAAAGUACAUGCCCUCUUUCGAGCUGUAACUUCACUGGUCUUUAUGAACACUUGUCUGAUCACUUCAGCACCAAACACUGGGACUCUGGUCGCCGGUUCCAGUACAAUUGCCCGUUACCUGUUUCGUUAGGCAUGGAUGAAACCUUUCUUGUACUUCAAGCAGAAGAAGAUGGCCUCCUUUUUCUACUCAAUAAAGGGACUGAAAACAUUGGUCAUACCAUCAUGGUCACUUGUAUCGGUCCAAGCUCAUCUAACGAACGUUUCUUAUACUAUCUCAUAUCAGAAAGAGGAAGCAGCUCGCUAAGGUUGAAGUCGCAUACGCAAAAUUUACCGGGCAGGGUUGACGGGGUUCCUCUGGCGGAUUUCCUUCUGGUUCCAUUCGGGUAUCUUAGUUCAACAGGGGAGCUGAAUUUGGAGGUUUGUAUAUGGAACUCACCAGACUUGGUUGGAGAUCGAUUUUAAAGACUUUGAAGAUCAUGAUUUUUUGUUUUCUUGGAUUAGGAAUUGUAUGUAGUAGGAUGAUAUUGUGUUUUUCUUGUUUUUUUAUUUAUCUUUUUUUAAUUUUCUUUUGUUUUGAUUUUAUAUUUGAAACAAUGAGGUAGUAUAUGCCAUAUAAGUGUUGAAAAUAAUUAGGAAAUUAUCUGAAUAUAGUUUU
Messenger RNA from Cynara cardunculus var. scolymus (artichoke), 2223 nucleotides. RefSeq lists its product as uncharacterized. Lineage: Eukaryota; Viridiplantae; Streptophyta; Magnoliopsida; Asterales; Asteraceae. Bases 186 to 2030 code for a protein of 614 amino acids. The record is from RefSeq and is a predicted model, not a curated record. The transcript has 8 exons.